AUGACGGAUGACUGGGGAAACUCGUUGAUGCGCAAUGAGCCAGAGUUCUUAGUCUUGGAUGGAACAAUGGUGACUAUCACCGUCGUUGUCUCACGGUUCUUCACCCUUACUUUACCUGCCCCUUUGUCCACAAAUGACCACCCGAAAAUGAUACACGAGCACGAUAUACGCGAAAUUAAUACUGAUGAUCAGUGA
Penicillium argentinense is the source of this 195-nucleotide messenger RNA. RefSeq lists its product as uncharacterized. Bases 1 to 195 code for a protein of 64 amino acids. The record is from RefSeq and is a predicted model, not a curated record. NCBI's taxonomy places the organism in Eukaryota, Fungi, Ascomycota, Eurotiomycetes, Eurotiales, Aspergillaceae. The transcript is spliced from 2 exons.